CCAGGCCCCUCCUCCCUGUGGCCUGGCCCCUACGUGAUCAGGCGGAAGUGUGCUCUCUCCUUUCGGGAUUAAAGGGAAUUUGAAUCAAUUUCAUCAACACGCGUCUUCUCGAACAGUACACAACACAUGCAUAGCGCUGUGUGCGCGAGAAGAAAGGCGCUAAUCAAACAAUUUCCUGGGUUGGUCUGCGGCGUUAGCGCGAGACGAAGGCUCGGUUCGUGCCUUUUUCCCUCGGAGGUUCCAGAAAAGCCGAGGCUAUGGAAAAACACGGUGCAUUCUUCUAAAGAAAGGCUGCUUUGGAGAGGUACAUGUAUACCUCGAACAGAUUCGAUGGUGGGACUUUUCAGGGGAACAUUUAAAAGAAGAGCAGAAUAUAUCCGCGGGUAUCUGGCACUGUGUGCGGAGUCGCAUUGCUUCUGAUCAAAUGCUUUGAUGAAUUAUUUAAUUGCUUCUGGGUCGACUUAACUGCUGUCGAUUGACUGGUUUGACGUUGCGGAAGGGGAUUCGAUGGUGGACUAGAAAGGAAAAACAAUAUUUUGCGCGAGGAAAAGCAAGAUAAAUUAAUGUUUUGAUUCAAGAAAUUCAUACCUCAUUGAACCCCGUAGUCAUGCGGUGGUGGGGGAGGAGGAUCGGAGUAGCAACCACACAGCGGAAUUUAUGUUUCACAAGAAUGUUGCUGCUGCAUCUGGCAGAGUUAUAAAAUGCCUCUAUAAUGACUACAGAUCUUUAAUUUUUAAACGAACGGUAAAACUUUGCACUAUUUGGCAGGGAUGAAAGGCAAUUAACAAAGUAAUACUAGUUGAGCCAAUUCGAUUGCGCAGGCAAAUUGAGAAGGCUGAACCAGAAAUGUUUUGAAUUUUAGAAAUUGCGCGUAGAUUUGCCUUGAAUACCGUUUAGUUAAAAGUUUGCAUGCAGUAAUAGACAAUUUGGACGUCAUCGGUAUGUCAAUACACGUUACUUUAUGUCUGGUCCAAGCAAUUUCUCUCCAAAAAGUAACAUUCUGAAUGUUGAUUUUUAAUAAAUUAAAUUAAGAAAACUUAAAACCUCUUUCAAAUCUGACCUCAACAACUAGUGUUUUGCUACAGUUCUCAACUGGAAAGCAGUUUAGCCUUAAAAAGGCAAAUGUGUGCUUCUGUGCAGCAUAUGUUUUAAGUUGAGCCUGCUUUCCAUUAGUUGUAUUGCAAAUGGCUUCAUUCCCCGAGUCCGAUCUACAGACAUGUCCACUUUGCAAGGAACUGUGCGGGUCUUCUGCUCCGAUCUCCUCCAACUCGUCUACCUCCUCAUCCUCGUCUCAGACCUCCAGCUCCUCUACCUCAUCCGCCCGAAGGCUCCAUGUUCUGCCCUGCCUUCAUGCCUUCUGCAGGCAGUGCUUGGAGGGGCAGCGUAACCCGGGGGACCCCUCCAAGCUACGGUGCCCGACCUGCGACCAAAAAGUCUCAAUCUCCGAGUCUGGGGUGGACUCUCUGCCGUCGUCCAAUUUCCUCUUCAGCAAUCUGUUGGACGUGGUGGUGUCGUCCGAAGAGCAGAACAAGAACGGCUGCAGGAGCGGCGGCGGCGGCUACCACCACCCCCACCAGGGCCUGCACCGGCUGCACCGGCUCGGGGACCCCCACUGCAGCUCCUGCGACGAAGGAAACCCAGCUACCUCCCACUGCCUGGACUGCCAGGAGUACCUCUGCGACAACUGCGUCCGUGCCCACCAGCGAGUCCGCCUGACCAAAGACCACUUCAUCGAGAGGCUGAUGGAGACCCUGCACCUGGCCAGUCGCACCAGCAACUCCAGUACCCCCGUCACGCUGUCCCAGUCCUUCCAUUCAAACUACCCGCUGCUGCCCAUCUUUCAGGACCGGAUGAGCUUCUGCCAGCACCAUGACAACGAGGUGUUCCGUUUCUUCUGUGACACGUGCUCCGUGCCCAUCUGCAGGGAGUGCAGCGUGGGCCGCCACAUGGGCCACAGCUUCAUCUACCUCCAGGACGCGGUCCAGGACUCCCGGGCCAUCACCAUCCAGCUGCUGGCCGACGCACAGCAGGGCAGGCAGGCCGUGCAGCUGAGCAUGGAGAAGGUGCAGGCCAUCGCCGAGCAGGUGGAGAUCAAAGCGCAGGCGGUGCAGACGGAGGUGAAGGCCGUGGCACUGAGGCACAAGAAGGCCCUGGAGGAGCGCGAGUGUGAGCUACUGUGGAAGGUGGAGAAGAUCCGGCAGGUGAAGGCCAACUCCCUCUACCUGCAGGUGGAGAAGCUCCAUCAGAACCUGAGCAAGCUGGACAGCACCAUCGCGGCUGUGCAGCAGGUCCUGGAGGAAGGUCGCAACAUGGACAUCCUGCUGGCCCGCGAACGCAUGCUGGCCCAGAUCCAGGAGCUGAAGGGCCUGCGGGGCUUGCUGCAGCCCCAGGAGGACGACCGCAUAAUGUUCACGCCCCCGGACCAGGCACUCUUUAUUGCCAUCAAGUCCAUGGGCCUGAUCAGCAGCGGCGCCUUUGCCCCCGUCACCAAGGCCACCGGCGAAGGCCUGAAGGGGGCGCUGAAGGGGAAGGUGGCCUCCUUCACCGUGGUGGGUUACGACCACGACGGCGAGCCCCGGCUGUCCGGCGGCGACGGCAUCUCGGCAGUGGUGAUGGACGCCGAUGGCAACCUGUCGGCGGCCGACGUGUCGGACCACCAGAACGGCACGUACACAGUGAGCUACUUGCCGAAGACAGAGGGUGAGCACCUCCUCUCCGUGUUCAUCUGCAACCAGCACAUCGAGGGCAGUCCCUUCAAAGUGCUCGUCAAGUCGGGCCGCAACUACGGGGGCGUGGGGGUGCCCAUGGCCUCCUUCGGCGGGGAGGGUGAAGGGGAUGGCCAGCUGUGCCGGCCCUGGGGCAUCUGCGUCGACAAGGAGGGCUACGUGGUCGUGGCCGACCGCAGCAACAACCGCGUGCAGAUCUUCAAGCCCUGUGGAACCUUCCACCACAAGUUUGGCACCCUGGGUUCCCGCUCUGGGCAGUUUGACCGUCCUGCCGGCGUGGCCUGCGACUCCCAGAGGAGGAUCAUCGUGGCCGACAAGGACAAUCACCGUAUCCAAAUCUUCACCUUCGAGGGCCAGUUCCUUCUGAAGUUCGGGGAGAAGGGAAGCAAGAACGGACAGUUCAACUACCCCUGGGACGUGGCCGUCAACUCGGAGGGGAAGAUCCUGGUCUCUGAUACCCGCAACCACCGCAUCCAGCUCUUCGGGCCGGACGGGGCAUUCCUGAACAAGUAUGGCUUCGAGGGGGCCCUCUGGAAGCAUUUUGACUCUCCCAGGGGCGUGGCUUUCAAUCACGAGGGACACCUGGUGGUGACGGACUUCAACAAUCAUCGGCUGCUGGUGAUUCGGCCGGACUGCCAGUCGGCCCGCUUUCUGGGCUCCGAGGGCACGGGCAACGGGCAGUUCCUUCGCCCGCAGGGGGUCGCCGUCGACCAGGAGAACCGCAUCAUUGUGGCAGACUCCCGCAACCAUCGGGUCCAGGUGUUCGAGCCUAAUGGCAACUUCUUAUGCAAGUUUGGCACUCAGGGUAAUGGCUUCGGGCAGAUGGAUCGCCCAUCCGGCAUAGCCAUUACACCUGAUGGUGUAAUUGUUGUUGUUGACUUUGGAAACAACCGAAUCCUCAAGUUCUGAAAGGCUCUCUCAGUUUGUAAUUAAAAUGAUGGAGGAGAUGAUUAAAUCAAUACAAGAAAUUUUAAGGUACCCAUUAAGAACAGUCUGUCUAGAUGAGGGAAUCGAUGAUCGCCAACUACCAAGGAAAGUCCCCCCCCCCCCACUCCCUUCCAUUUUGGGUGUCCCAGAGCUGAUUUGUUUGGUAUACUGUAUGUGCUGUAGGGAGUACUAGAAGGUUAAUAUAGUCAUUUAAGCAGUAUACAUCCAUUAGAAAACCAUCUGGUCACAUAUGGUUGUCGCUUGUCCCGCUAGUAAACAAGGCUGGCCUUAAUACGUAUCUUAAUAUCUCCUUCACUGACCAUCUCAGGGAAAUUCUCGCAUUCUUGAAAUAUUGUACACUUUGCAUCAUACCUACCUCAUCUAGCUCAUAUAUGAAUGUAAUGUGUUUGUUUUGCAGAGAUUUAGUCCGUGACGUUUUACAAAGAAGAAAAGAAGUCUACCUCAAUGCUUUUUUUUAUUUAAGAGUGAGAGAAAAAAGAAAAACAAACAAGGAUUGGUUUAUAUUUGCACAGAUUCAAUUCUGACUGUGUGCAGUAAGCAAUUUGAAACCCUGAAUGUUGCUGAGACAAUGCUCAGAGUUUGCUAAGGCUACAUGUUAAGGUUGAAAAGUGUGGAGGCCUUUUGAUGAAUCUACUGUUGUUUAUUAGUGCCGUUCCAUUUUUUUCUGCAGUUAUUUUUCUACUUUCAUUAACUUACAACUCUUCAUAUCUCUGCAUGGCAAAAAAAAUUGUCCUUGCCAGGUUUCUUUUGUAUGUUGCAGUGGCGUGUUAGAUUAGAAGAUGAAAUUGGUCGCUUGCGUAUAGCAAAACCGAUAGUCAUUAUUUGCAGCAUUGUCUGUCGUGAUUUCCUCAGUAUCAAGGGCAAAAACACUUGAGAGAUUUUGCGUUCCUUUUUCUUUAGUAAUCUCAAGAGGCAUAACUGGACUUGAUGGUAUGUUUCUUAAAGUAGAUGGCACAAAAUAUAGAAUCAAAAUAUUACCAAAACCAAACACGUGAUGUCGAAAGGAGAGCCGAAAAUCAUAACUGAGGCUAGUGUCAGCCUUUCUUGAUACCAAAUAUUGUGACACACCCCUUGCGUCCAUCAUUUGAGUUUUAACACGUUCUUUAAAAAGAGUUCUUUAAAAAAAAUGUUACAUUUUCCAAACCGAAGAUUUUGGAAAUGGUUGCCGGUGAUGUGGGUUUUCAUUGGUUUCCCAAGCAUACGUCUCCCUGAUGUGUUUCUCCCUUUAAUGAAUGAAGAGUGCGGAUCCUGUUGGCUCCCACCGCCAAGGGCUGAUGUGCUGUAGGCUUUUGUUGGGCGUGGCUGCUGAGUAACCAUUGGAUUUGGCUUUUCAGUAAAAGCCAAUCCACUUGGCUCUGGAGAUUGGGAUGGAUUAAAUCCAAACCUUGGAGGACUGCUGCUGAGUCAGUUUGUAUUUAUUAAAAAAAUAUAUAGGAGGUGAAUUCAGGCCAGCCCUCUAAAAUGGAGGUCUCAUUCCAGCUAGAAGAAGGAACCAAAGUAAGAAUUUCUGCACAAUGGGCUACUUUAGGUUGGCACCUACUAAUUUUUUUUUUUUUUACCAUUUAUGACAAUUUAGCUUUUGAAUUGUUUGGAAGGCUUGUACCCCCCCUCUGAACACCCCCAUGCCCCCUUGUGAUGUACCAGUGGCUGGCCUCAGAUUGUUAGAACACUGGGGCUACAAGAGACAAAGAUGAAAAUGGUAGAUUUAUCUCAAUUUUUUGGAAAUACCUUUGAAGGAAGACGUUUUGGAAAAGGCUGUACGCAGAUUUACUUCCACUGGAGGGACAAAACAUAGGAAUUGCUGUUCUGAGGAUCUGAAGUAUAAAGAUUAAACUCAAAGCCCAAAAAUAUUCAGUGUCAGCAUUUUUCUGGCAUUCAUUUUGUGUGCUCUUAUCAGCUUAGUUAACACUAUUCAUUUUCAUGUUCUUUUGAUCAGAUUUUUCUGUUAAUGUAUUAAUACCUCAACAAAUAUAAUUACCUCUAUAUAUACAUAAACACACACACAUUCUGUAGAACUCAAAUCAAGUUCCACUUCAGUUUUUUUGCACAUCUAGAAUGUGAAUCUGAGAAUUUGAAAAGACACCCCCCACCCCAAAAUAAAGGAUAUCUGCUGUUUGGCUAUUUUAUGUCGGAUAAAACACUACCACCGAAGGUACUGAAUGAUUAAAAUUUCAUUACCUGCUUCUGCAACAAAUUGCUUGAGGCGACAGUUUGUAUGGAAUGCAUUAGGGACUUGCUGACAGAUGCUUUCUUGGAGAGGAAGAAAGUACUUUUUUAAUCUUAUUGGUUUCAACUGCAGUAUAUCUCAAGUUUCAUAAUCGGUUAGUCUUCUGAGGGUGAUCCCCUUGGAUCUAUCUGUGCUUGCUACAUCUGGCCAACCAUUCCUUGGGGUUAACUUUCAAGUUCUCUUCUCAGUGAACGUAAAAUUAAUUUCAAGCCCAGAUUCAGCACAUAUUUUAAAUGAAAGUGGUAAGGUACAAUCCAAUUCCAAGAGCAGCUUUACCCACUCAGAUUUGGUGUUUCUCCGGGUUUUUCAGUCAGACUUAAAAAAUUUGUUCAUGUGGUUUGGUUUGGUUUGUCAUUAUCUUUAAAGUCUCAUGAAUCCAUCUGUAGUAGUUCCAUGUUCAGCUCAGGGAAAAGUGGAGGAUAACAUUGACCUCAUUUGUGAUUGACACUCAUUGUCAUUAAAAUAUUAACCUCACACUGAACAUCAGCUGUAACGACCUGUUGUGAUAUCCAUAUUUUCCAUACAUGGCCUAGAUUUAAUCAGUCCCUAAUGUGGUUUGUCUUUAUAUUUCAGUAACAAAUGACUGUUUCUCACAAUGUUAGUUUGGCUUGAGAAAAAUAGAUUGAAUGUAGCCCUUAGUCUGUGUGGUCUAAACAUCAGAAACCAGUCAAAAUGUUGUGAAAUGCAAUGAAAGGUAUUAGGAUUGAAAAGGUAUUUAAAAUGUAUUGGGUUUGUGUACUAACAGUUUCCAUAAUGUUUUGUAAUUAUACAUGCAUGGAUCUGCUCUUGGAUGUAGAACCAUUAUUCAUCAGAUUAAGUUAGCUCAUGAAGUGAAUUGUGCCUUUUUAUUAUAUCAUAUCAGGAUCAAAUUCAGGACAAAUCUGAAGUAUGUGCCAAAAAUUAACCCGCAAAUAGUGUGGUGCCAAAUAAAACUGGAGAAACUGGGUAACAAGGAAUUCAUUUAAGGGAAGGGUCUUCAUGCAGAGAUAAAUGAUACCUUCCUUAGCAGAUUUGUUUUGGGGGGGUUGGGGUUUGGGGGGUGGGGGGUUGGGGGCAGGAGGCCAGUUAACAGUGAUUAGAAAUUGGGGUCUACGUAAGUGAUAUCACAAUUCUUUAUUACAUGCAUCUACGCAUCUUUUUUCAGAUUACUGGGAAACUGAACCAAUUAAUCUGUAGUUUGAUAGCACAUAAUGUCAGGUGAACGUCGCAGCAGAUUGCAUUCUUCUUUUAUUACACUCGUUAGUUUGACAAGUGUUCUGCAGUUCCCAGCUCCCCACUAAUACCUCUACGAAAGGGCUUUUGCCUCUAUGAAUCUGUAAGGAAAUCAGCAUUUUGCCUCCUUAUUACUAAACUUAAUUUCUGUAUUAUCAAAAUGACCUCAGUCUCAGCACAAAUAACAUUUUUACCUCAACAAAAAGAUUGUAGAAGCCUGGUCCUAGCAUUAUCUCAGCGGUUAUGGAGGUUAGUUAACUUACUUUACAAAAACAGAUAAAACACUUGAUAAUGCAGACUGUGGUGUAUAGGAAUAUGUUGAAAAAAGACCAUAUGUACCAAGUUGUUAGCACAUUCUUAGAGAAAAAAAGUGUGAGCUAGUUUGAGGACAGAGAGCCUGCUGCUUUGAACAAAACAUCUAACACUGAUUUUUUUUUUUUUAAACCUUUUUUUGUGUUUCAGUAUUAUAUGAAAUGUUCAAUCUCUGUUCAUCUUUCAGUUAAGUUGCAGAGUUCAAACUCUAAGAUCCUUAGAUCUUCACUCUGUAAGAGGAAAACAAUGUAUGCAUGCUUUAAAAAGUGGUAGUUGAGAAGUGUUUGCGAUUGGUUGAAAACUAAAGAUGAGGGGGGGCAAAGUUUUUAAAAUUUAAAUACCAAAUUAUGUGCUUGAUGGGUUGUCGGGGUGGGAAUCGGGAGGGGGGUGGUUUUGACUGUGAGAUUGUAUCUCCCUUUUUAAAAAAAAAAAAAAAAAGCUUUACAGAGCCCAAUCAAGUUACUGCCACAUCUGGAACAUUAGGGUGUUGAGAUGGUCCAAGUCCACAUGCCUUAAACACUAUUGGAGCAGGAUAUUGUUGACGUAUACCCAACGCGUACUUCUGUACACUUCAAAAAAAAAUAAAAUAAUGCUGCACGUCUCUCAAAACUGCCAAAGAUUCUCCUGUGCACACGUAAGGAAACUGUGCUUAAACUGUACUUAAGUAAUCUGCAGGUGUUGCAGCAUUAUAGUGCCACCAUUGGUGAUAUUACACUGAGUUCUGUUGCUACAUUCAGUGAUAGAAUCAUUUCUAUUUGUUUCGCCUUCCUCCGCUUGGUACAGAAGUAAGUUGUGUCACAUGGGCCGCUGUGUCUGUGCAUGAUGGGUGUAGCAGUAUUCACUCUGAAAUGACAGUCUGGUCUUAAAGGGUGGUGUCAUGCAUGUUCAAAACACUCUUCAUCAUCAGCCAAAGCAAUGAGUUCCACUGGACCAAAGAACACAUAAGCCUGAAUUUCCAGUACCUACGAAGGCUGCAGCCACACCUUUCUAAAUCCCCAUUUUACACACGCACAACCCACCCUCGAGACAGGCUGUCAUUUCUUAGUGUAAUUUUGUAAAAAAGUCCUAAUCGGUGUUCUACGUGUGGUUAGACUGAUGUUCUUUCUGAGGCGAAAGCAUUAAUGUGAAUGGUGUUACCUUGCGACGUGUUAGCAAGAGGGUGUGGGGGCAGUUGGAAAUGAGAUCCUGAAUCCUAUCCCCUGCUUCACAUUACCAUUAGUGGUGUGAGGUGCUGCCAGCGCAUACAUUUUACAAGGAAAACGAGGUAGCAGCUCACGGUCGUAGCGUUGUGUACCUCAAAUGGUGGCGGUGUCUCGUAUGCAGGUUUGGCGGUUAUCUGAAUGCAGUCAUCCAGCGAGCUAACUGCUGUCUUGUCUUGAUUGGUAUCCUCUGUAGUCCUGUACUACGGCUUUACUCACAAAUCGCUGUCCGUUCCAUCCGUUUGCUUUGCCUCUUAUAGAUUAAAAAGACAAAAGUAAAAGGCGGAGUGUACCAGUUAAUACGUGCAUGGUCUUAGACCUUUUAAUGAUUGUAUAAUCUUUAAAAAUAAAAAAAAUACAUAUAAAAAAGAAAAGAAAAAAAAAAAAACUCAGGUAGCUUUCCAGAUCCCAGAGGUUGGGAGCUCAGUUAAAUAAAAUGUUGUGUCCCAUAGUGCUAUAGUAAUUCUUAUGUUCAUACCUCAGAAAUUUAGUCAGAUUUUUUUUUCUCUGUUUGUGUGUGUGUGUGUUCAUAUACCACAUUACCUCUUGAUCUAAAAGAAAUGUUACUCUGAAAUUCUUCAGGAUUUUUCAUUUAUUUUUACUUUUUGUUUGACAAAAAAACAACAAAAAAAGAAUAAAUCCCAACUAAAAGAUUCAUGGCAACCCUUUUUGGAAUGUAUGUUUUUUAGGGAAAGGGUUGCCACAUCUGCUAUUUUUCACGCACCACAAACGGUUGCUCGCAGGGACACAGGGGACAUGACUGUAGUGUUAAUGCAACCACUGUCUGGGAGAGAAGAUUCUCAAAACACUGCUUGACAGGACAGUUUUCACUGGGGUGAAAAACCUGUGCCAGGGAAUAACAGUUUACACAGAUUAAAACACUUUAUAGUGUCACAUUACAGUGCGUAGUUUAAAAUCCUGAGAUUUAUCACUGCAUUUCUUACUUUAAAAUACUAUAGGGGUGUCCGACUCCAGUCUUGGAGAACAGCAGUGUCUGCACUUUCAUUUCAAACCAUGGCCUGUUAAGGCCUUGAACAAAGUGCGUGGACUUUUAAGCCGAUCAACAGCUUUAAAAAAAAAAAACUGGUGGUAAAAUGCACCAAAAACCAACCAGCACUGUGGCUCUCCAGGACUGCAGUUUGAAAUCUGUGCUAAAACAAUGAUGUAGUUGAACCCUGGCCCCCAUUCAGUCAUAUCUGUAAUAUUUGAAUUUUUAGGCAGAUAUUACUCUGAACUGCUCUGUUGACACUGUAUUGGUUCUACUCCAUCGUCUUGCUAUUUUAAGCAGUGUGAAGUUUGGAAAUGCUCACCAGCAGAACUCUCUCCCGGAAUCGUCCGCUGUGUCCCGUGGGUGGCUGAUUUUGUGCGUUUUUCGUUGGACAGAAAUCCUCUGAAUGUAUACCCCCCUUCACAGUCCAUGAAGAAAGGCUGUCAUGUGUGACUGGCUGAGUUUAGAUGGGUGCUGGUGUCACUUCCGAGCCCAGGUUCUGGGUGUAUUAUAUGUGUGUGUCUGUGUGUGGGGAGGGUGGCACGGGGGGGGGCUCAGGGCACUCCAAGCGCUCCACGGCCCCCCCCUCCUGACCGCCCCCUCCCCCUCUCUUUCUCAGGACUGGCAGGAAGUUUAGGUGUCACGUCUUCUGUCUAAAUAAGGUAAAGGAGACUAUAAUAUAUUCUGGUUGCCUGCAGCCUUUUUCUGUCGUCUUUUAUGGACUUUAAACAUUUCCUAUGCAGUUUGAUUUUUUUUUUUUGUUUACACUUAAAUAAACUUGUAUUUCUUGGAA
Anguilla rostrata (American eel) is the source of this 10405-nucleotide messenger RNA. RefSeq names its product E3 ubiquitin-protein ligase TRIM71-like. Gene Ontology annotation, molecular function: zinc ion binding; ubiquitin protein ligase activity; protein binding. Lineage: Eukaryota; Metazoa; Chordata; Actinopteri; Anguilliformes; Anguillidae. The transcript has 4 exons. Gene Ontology annotation, biological process: proteasome-mediated ubiquitin-dependent protein catabolic process; protein polyubiquitination. Bases 1185 to 3635 code for a protein of 816 amino acids. The record is from RefSeq and is a predicted model, not a curated record.